CCAAUUCGGCCGAUUGCCGAACCAAGAUUGACCAGCCAUCAAUCGACGCCCAGUCCCACUUGAAGCAUUUCCCGCAACGGUCCAGACUCGCAAAGCCACGCAUCAUGAGUAACUCGGUGGACAUUGCCAAGAAACCGUACGUAGCAGCCGCCCCGCUCAAGCCCCGGUCCCAAUCGGAAAAGGUCCGGGCGAUUUUGCAGCUGCUGCUCGAUCUGGUGCUGUGCUUUGUCAAGAGUAUCCCUCUGUGGAUCGAGGUAGUAGUUGAACUGUUCCGUCCAGCUCCUCCGAAGACCAUCUCCGGACAAACGGCCUUGGUAACGGGAGGUGCCAACGGAAUCGGCAAGGCAAUCGCUACCGAGUUGGCCAAGGAAGGCUGCAAUGUCGUCAUCGUCGAUCUGGAUCAGACCAAUGGGCAGACAACGGCACAGGACCUCAAACGGUACAAUGUACAAUCGGUGGCUUAUGAGUUCGACGUAGCCAACUACGAUGAGGUGCGUGAGUUAUACCGCCGAGUAGAGCGAGACGUCGGACCGGUAGACAUUCUGGUGAACAAUGCCGGGAUUUUGCCGUUCCUGUCUUCGAACGAGAAAAAUCCUUCGGAAAUUCGUCGCCUGAUGGACGUAAACGUGAUGAGCGGUUUUUGGACGGUGGAACAGUUCCUGCCUAGCAUGAUUCGACGCGGCCGUGGACACAUUGUAGCUAUCGCAUCCGCGUCUUCGUAUGCCCCGGUUGGGUUCAUGAAGACCUACGUUACAUCCAAGUAUGCCGUGCGAGGUUACAUGGAAGCGCUGGAUGAAGAACUGUACCUGAUUGGUCAGGCGGAAGCGGUCAAGACUACUACGGUGUUUCCGUUUGUGAUCAACACGCGAAAGCAAGUGAUGGAAAAGGUUAACCGAAUUCCAGGAGCUGCCACUAUGCCAAAGUUUACGACUGAGGAGACGGCCAAAACGGUUGCGGACGCGAUCAAGACCAAUAAACGGAAGGUGGUAGUUCCCCAGACAGUUAGAGCUUGGCAGCUGAGCUUCUACGAACACAUUCCGAUCAAAAUCCGGCGGAUGAUGGAUCUUACCAUUAUGAAAGGAAAGCCGCUCGUAUUGGAUUAGAAUUCUAGCUGAACACAGUCAAAAGUAAAUGUUGUUAAUUUGUGAUUUUCAUGUUUAUCAAAAAUAAAAUUAAGCUCUUCAUUGCUGCUUUUGGUGGACUUGAAUUGGUGGGCCCCUCGUUAGACAACUUGUAAAAAACUGAUUUGUGGAAAAUAAAAUCAGAUGUUCGUGAAGUCAUCUUUCAUCUUUCAUCUUGAAUCAUCAAGGAUGGAAGGAUGGAUAAUUUGAUUCAAAGUUUUGAAGUU
Aedes aegypti (yellow fever mosquito) is the source of this 1348-nucleotide messenger RNA. Its product is annotated as estradiol 17-beta-dehydrogenase 11. The record is from RefSeq and is a predicted model, not a curated record. The transcript has 4 exons. Lineage: Eukaryota; Metazoa; Arthropoda; Insecta; Diptera; Culicidae. Gene Ontology annotation, molecular function: oxidoreductase activity, acting on the CH-OH group of donors, NAD or NADP as acceptor. Gene Ontology annotation, cellular component: lipid droplet. Bases 105 to 1103 code for a protein of 332 amino acids.